This is a messenger RNA of Pediculus humanus corporis (human body louse), 324 nucleotides long. RefSeq lists its product as uncharacterized. The transcript is spliced from 3 exons. Bases 1 to 324 code for a protein of 107 amino acids. Gene Ontology annotation, molecular function: protein binding. The record is from RefSeq and is a predicted model, not a curated record. Lineage: Eukaryota; Metazoa; Arthropoda; Insecta; Psocodea; Pediculidae.
AUGUUUCUUUCCUCGGGAAAAAACAUGGCGUGGACUCCGAUAGGAGAUCUUAUGGCAACGGGAAGCAACGACAAAACGGUCAAACUCAUGAAAUUCAAUCCGGAAUCGUCGAAUUUUGAGGGUCAAGAAAUCGAAUUGUCCAUGCACGCCAGAACGGUGAGAGAUUUGUGCUUUCUGGAAGACACAAAUUUUUAUACAAUUUUGGUUAUGCAAUUUGCAAUACGCGAAAACACGACAAAUUGCAUAACUGAAAAAAGUAAGGCGGACGAAAAAAAAUCGGAAAAAAUCAGUGAAAAAUUGGUCCCGAGUAUCAGUAAAACAUAA